AUGGGUGGUGAUGAGGCCCUGGAUAAGGCCGUCUGUCGUGGUUCCUCUGGAUCACCACAAAAGAACAGCCUCGUCUGCCCCAUCUGCAGGAAGAGGAUUGGCACCUUCCUCCGCCCCGCCAAGAACCUGAAGAAGAUCGUCAACCAGCCAUCCUGGGAGGAGGUCAAGUCUCAAUACCCCAACGAAAUCAAGAAAAAGAAAAAAGGCAAAGAUGGGCUAUACCCUAAAAAGAACAUCGACCACACUCCUUCAACAAACCCAACCAAGAAAAGCAGCAUUAAGCUUGAAUUUGAUGAAUUGAUUACCAAAUUGGCCAGUGAAGAUGAGAAUAAGUUAUCUCAGCAGAGCAGUAGUGAAAAUCUGUCCCAAAAACGUCAGGGAGAAGCCCUUCCAAAUGAAAGAAAACAAGUAUUCGUUGAUGAAGAGUUAGAAGAAUACACACAAGACGAUUUAUUAACUGAAAAGUUGCUCUGUUCAUCAACAUCCUCACUUUCUACAGAUAAUAAAGUCCCUGGGCGUGAUUCAAUUACGUCAGAAUUCAUUCAUUUCACUCCAAUUUGUGCAGUUCCUAGGACACCCCCUAAAGUAAUGCCAAAUGGUGAAAAACAAAUCAUUCCCAUAUAUCAACCAAAGAAUCUUACUAGCACUUUUGACGGUCGAGAGCCAAAGUCUUAA
Molecule: messenger RNA, 675 nt
Organism: Cimex lectularius (bed bug)
Lineage: Eukaryota; Metazoa; Arthropoda; Insecta; Hemiptera; Cimicidae
Product: E3 ubiquitin-protein ligase rnf168-like
Exons: 2
Coding region: 1-675 (224 amino acids)
Source: RefSeq, a predicted model, not a curated record